Hypoxylon trugodes is the source of this 3409-nucleotide messenger RNA. RefSeq lists its product as uncharacterized. The record is from RefSeq and is a predicted model, not a curated record. Gene Ontology annotation, cellular component: chromatin. Gene Ontology annotation, biological process: regulation of transcription by RNA polymerase II; DNA-templated transcription. NCBI's taxonomy places the organism in Eukaryota, Fungi, Ascomycota, Sordariomycetes, Xylariales, Hypoxylaceae. The coding region runs from base 157 to 2661 and encodes 834 amino acids. The transcript is spliced from 3 exons. Gene Ontology annotation, molecular function: DNA-binding transcription factor activity, RNA polymerase II-specific; zinc ion binding; RNA polymerase II cis-regulatory region sequence-specific DNA binding.
UCUUUCACCCCUCAGAGCCUGCUGCCGCGCAUAGCACACAUAUCACACACACAUCACACUUAUGGACCUAACGCCUUUCUCCCCCUCCAUAUAAUUUGUGAUCAGCGGCUCUCUAACUUCCUCUUUCUCCCUACGAUUCCCUGUGAAUAUGCUUAUAUGGACAUCAGGGAUCUCCUCGUCCGUCACGAGAAACUCGUCCACCUCAAUGAAGGUUCUAAUAAGGAUGGUAACCGGCCCCGGAAGCCGUCCACGGCCGGCGCUGCCCAACCGCCGCUACCACCCGAGAGCCAUGUCGACUCCGAAAUGAUGGGUGUGCCGCGGCCUCACCCCCAACAUUAUCAUUCAGAAUCCAUGACCUCUUCCGUAGCGGUUCCUCCUCUUGCCCCUGAUCCUCGCCAUUCAGCCAGGGCUGCCGCCUGUAAUCUUGACCUUCUGUCUGAUGCUGCAACUCAGAUCGCUUCUGCUAAUGAGGUUAACUCAAUGCAACCUAUGAUACCGGAUCAUCUCGGUCAAUCAGGGGCUGGAUUGACGCGCAUCAAAUCUUACGAUGAAGGUAUGCCGUAUGCCGACCGUGGGCGGGAACCCGAGCCGGUCGCUAUGUCUGUAGGGUUACCCAAUCCAGCAGGACCGCCUGCCUUUGACGACUACAACCUCUUCCUUGACGAGUUUGCGACGUCGUCUCAUUUCCUCCCACAAGCCUUUGAGGCAGAUCAGGGUAUGGGUAUUUGGCCACGACAUUUAUCAGAGCUUCGUGCAGGUGGACUAUCCAAACCAUCGUCACAAUUCCCCUCCCGCUUUCCAUCGUUAGCGCCUGACCCGAGAGACCCUUCGGAGAGCGGCGCUAGAACGCACGACGGGUCCGGGGGGUCGCAACCCUUAAGAGUAUCUGCUAUGGACCAUACCGUUAUCAAAAAUCGAUUAGACGAAUUUUCAUCGGUGCUACCGAACGACUUCGUGUUCCCUUCCCGACAUACCCUCACUCGGUUUUUGGAAGGAUAUGUGAGCGGUUUCCACGAACAUCUACCGAUCCUGCAUCUCCCGACGAUAACGGCUGCCGAAUUAGCGCCGGAGUUGUUGCUAGCUAUCUUAGCGGUAGGUGCGCAAUAUAGGUUUGAAAGCCAUCGAUCAAAUGCGUUAUGGUAUGCAGCAAAAGCCGUAGCGCUCGAACAAAUUCGACGACGCCAUAGUCACGAAGUUCACGGUUUGCUUCCGACGCCGGCUGCGUAUAGUCCGCAUUCUACGCGGCCGUCGCCAAGUCAUGGGUUUCGCCAUUCAUUUAGCUCGGUUCAACAGGAGCGCCCAAUGACCCAAGAUACACACCGAGAGCCUUAUUCCCCGAAUACUCCCCAAUCUCGCAUGGAAACCAUUCAAGCGCUUUUAUUACUUUUCGCUGUUGGUCUCUGGGGUGCAAAGGCGAUUCUUCGCGAAGCUCUAUCGUUCCAAAGCUUGUUGGCUCUUUUAGUACGCGAAGAAGGAUUUUUGUCCGAAUCUACACAAACAGCCGAUUGGGAAUCAUGGGUGAGAAUAGAAGGGGCCAACCGCACAAAACUCGUCACGUAUUGUUUCUUUAAUAUGUGCAGUAUUGCUUAUAAUAUGCCGCCUCUAUUACUCACAUCAGAACUCAACCUAAUUCUUCCACACUCUGCGAAAUUAUGGAGAGCCGAGACGGCCUGGCAAUGGCAGGAGGCUCGUCAAUCUUUUCCAAGUAUGGACAUAUCUAUUCAAGAUGCAUUCUCGAGGUUAUUUAGUCGACCGCCGCAAGGCCCUCCUGCAUAUAUGUCGUCUCUUGGCAAUUACGUCCUCAUUCAUGCCAUACUACAACAUAUUUUUCUCUUAAAGCAGACCUCGUUUAACUCGGUAUCAAUCUUUGGAGGACUACGACACGACGAUGUUGAAGAUUGUUUCCAAGCUUUGCGAGUAUGGCAGAUGAGCUUUGAACAGCAUCAAGCGCGAGUAACUGAAGGCAGUCACCAGAACGGCUCAGAUGCAUUUCCUGGAGGUCCGGUUGCUUACAACUCAACUGCACUCUGGAGAUUGGCUUCGAUACGAUUGUACACCGACUUAAGUCCCAGUAGAACUCUGGAGACAAGGGAUGCAAACCAGAUUGCCCAAUCGUUCCACGAUGCGCCUUAUCUCGUUCGCAGUGGGCGGCUAAACCGAGCCGUCUUCCAAGCUAUACACGCGUUGUCGCUGUUAGUUAAAGUAGGCGUUAAUUACGUUGCGAGAAGGAAGUCAUCGGAAUGGAGCAUGCAACACUCACUAUGCAACCUGGAAUGCGCUAUCCUCCUUUCGAAAUGGCUUAUGACUCUUGCUUCGAUCGGGCCGACAGGUGCUCCUCCCGAGCCGGACGAACGAAACCUUCUCGAGAUGUUACGUCAUAUGUUGGACGAGACGGAGUUCGCAGUACCGAUCGACCCGUCGCUUUCGGGGGGUGCAGGACAUGGACCAUCGAGUAUGGACAUGGCUGCAAAUGACGGGACGAAGCUUCGACAACUGGCCGUGGCCGUAAUACGACUCUGGGCCGAAACAUUCAAGGGUUCGCAUAUUUUCGAUAUCGUGAAAGUGAUCGGUGCUGGAUUGGAAGGUUAUGCGGAUUUGCUAGAGAAACCGCGAGAUAGAACACCGCUAGGUCGAUUGGCGCCGAGUUCAGGACUAGGUUGAUUUAGUCACGACGAACCCGAUUAACGAAGCUGGUUGUCGAUACCAAGUCGAAUAUAGCUAAGAUUCAUAUCGAUCGCCUAUGUCCAGGCGUCGACGCGAAGCCAACUAGUUAAUAUUGGCACCUGCUCGACUUUUCAACUCAAAUCAUCAUAAUACUAAGGAUAGUUGGUCUGCUUCUGAGAAGAAAAUACAUGAUCGUUGGUAUGCAUUCCGCUAUGGCGUCGCACAUUGCAAGCACCGAAAACGCGACCGAUAUAUACACGAGGGUUUACUGGGGGUACGAUAGAAGAACGAUAUAGGGAUUCCUACGAGGAUGUGUCGUAGAGGUGGUGUUAUGAAAGGAAGGACAUGUUCCGACCAUUAAUAACAUACCGAGAAGUUAAUAUAUCUGCGGGGAUAUAAUCGACGGGGGUGUUGCAGUGAGGUAGCAGGAAAUAAAAGCGAUCCAUGGAUCGCUGCCAAGUGAUGAAUAUCAGCAAUUCCAGUUGUGGUACCUGGACAAGCUAGCAUCUAUCUACUUUGUAGUGCCUACCUAGGUAGGUACUCAGCUACUUAGCAGGCGUAUACCUUGCUAGAUAAAAUCAGGUAUCAAAAAUGAAGUCCAAUGAAACCAUUUAACAUCAAUGCUACUAAGAAUUUCUUAUCGUAUCGGUGAUACAAAUGAAGCCUUAGGACUUUAGAUAGCGACGAUCGCGAUCAAAGAGGUGUACGUACCAUUUUCAAUAACCCGUUUUCGGCAUAAGGCAUC